CAAAUAUGGCUAACAGAACAUGCGUUGUUUGUUAACAUUUUUAAAUUCUCAAAUCUUCAUUAUUAAUCUGAAGUUUAAAUUUAAAUUUAUAGUUUCUAACUUUAUAUGUAUAGGAUUAUUAAGAAUAUUUUCAUAAUAAAAAUUAAAUACAUUUAAUUAAAUUAGAUUCAUUCUUAGUAUCAAUGUCAUCAAAUGAAAGAGUAAAGAAACCUUUUGAUAAGAAGAAAUGGCGAACAAAACAAUAUAGUAAAAAACAAAAGAGUAAGAAUUAGAAUAAAUAUAAUAUGUGAGAAGCCUAUUAGGUUUUGAUUUUAUUUUGUCACUCUAUUUUUAAAAUUGCCAAACUUUUUUAAAUUGUGAUUUCAAUGCAAAUUAAAUGUAAUCUUCUUAAAAUAAAAGUUGUCUAUAAUGUGUCAAUUUAAUAUUCCUUUCAGUUCAAGAAUGGGAAGAGCGUCGCAAAAAAGCUGUAAUACGUGAUUAUUACAAAGAAUUAAAUAAAUGUGAUGUAGGGAAGAGAUCUGUGGAUCAAGUAAAUAAUGAUGGCAACAGUCCUAUUGCACAACCCAAAAGGUAGUUGCAUAAUUGUUACUUUAAUUGCAUCUCAUUAUAUUAAUUAAUAACUGUACUUUGGGUUGCAACUUGUAUUGAAAAUAAAUAAUUAUAAUAAUUUUUAUUUUACAUAAAUAAAUAAAUUCAAAGGAAUUUAUAAUUUUUCUGAUUUAGGGUAAAGCAGCUGUAAUAGUAGUUCUUUUCUGUUUGUUAUAAAACUCAGAACAAUUCUCUUGAAUAACAGAAUACUCUCCAAGUUUAAAGUAUAUUGGUCAAAUAAUUUGUGAUAUGCAAAUUUUACUGAUUUCUAGUUAACCAGCUAUACCACUAUUCCUCUCACUAAACUAGUCUCAGAAUAGACCUUUAUACUGAUAUACAUAUAGCUUCUAAGUUGCCAAUGCAUCCACUAAAUAGUUUCUGAUAUAUCAAUUUAAAAUUGUAUUACCCAAAUUUAUCUAUCAAUAGUUACUACACAGAAAAUAAUGUUUUGUUAAUUCACUGCUAAAUACAAAAACAGUAUGAUCUGUUUAAGAUUUAGCAAAUAGCUUUUUAUGCACUACAGUAUUUUUAAAAUUCCUGUGAAUUUCAUAAGCCCAAAAUCAAAAUUGAGAUUGCUAAUUCAAAUCACCAAAUUAUUGCUAAAAUCUAUUUUCUUUGUAGUAUCUACCUAUAGAAAAUUUUUAGACUGGUGACCGUUUAAAACUGGCAUAAGUCAUAAAAUAUUUAGUGGCUGCAUUUUAAACUUUGAGAGUAUAUGUAUGUCAAUAGUAAAAGUGUUUCUUAAUAUUCUAACUGGUUUAGCCUUUGCUUUGCAAUAGUCAUUCAACUAGAAAUCAGUAAAAUUUGCAUUUCACAAUUUAUUUGGCCAGUAAAUUAAAAACUUAAAUAUGUGUAGGUUGGAAUUCAAAACGUUUUGUUCUGAGUUUUAUAACAAUUUUUCAAUUAUAUUUUCUGUUACAGAUAUUUUGUCAGAAAUUAACAAAUUAAAUAAAAAUUAGUUUAUAUUAUUAUAUGGAUACUAUAUCUAUUUGGCCUUGAUAUUUUUUUACCUUACAGACUUUUAAUUUCAGUUUUAAAAUUGAAAGAUGUGCUAUAAAAACUACCAAUCUUUAAUUGGUGAUUGAUGUGUACCAUAAAAUUUAACUAAAUAAGGUUUUUAUAAGUCUAUGUUGUGUAUAUUAUAUGCUAAUGAAAUGUAUAGAAAAAAAAAUGAUCACUUCCAAAAUGACCCUUUCGUUAUUUUUUAACUAUUCAAAUUAAAAUUAUUAAAAGUGACUUUUUAUGACUGGUAAUUUGUUUGUAUCAAUUAAAUAUUGUACCUAACACAACUAUUUUUGAUAGGUAUAAUCCACAUAGACAGGCUCAAGAACGUUACCAACAGAUUCAAGAAGAAAAAAAAGCUAAACGCUUGGAUGCAAUAAAAAAAAAAGAAGAAGUAAGACUAGCACUUGAAGAAUAUAAAAAAAAGAAAAUGUAUAAAAAUAAAAAACUGGGGAAAAAAACAAAAAAGGGACAACCAGUAAUGAAAGAAAGAUUAGAAUUAUUAUUAGAAAAAAUACAAGCUACUGUUUGUAAUAAUAACGCAUAAUUUAUUUCUAUUGACUAUUACUUUUUGUAAUUUAAUUUAAAUAAAUAUUGCAAAUAUUA
Molecule: messenger RNA, 2196 nt
Organism: Cinara cedri
Lineage: Eukaryota; Metazoa; Arthropoda; Insecta; Hemiptera; Aphididae
Source: the annotation of a GenBank genome assembly